This is a messenger RNA of Eimeria mitis, 339 nucleotides long. RefSeq lists its product as uncharacterized. The transcript is spliced from 2 exons. Bases 1 to 339 code for a protein of 112 amino acids. The record is from RefSeq and is a predicted model, not a curated record. Lineage: Eukaryota; Apicomplexa; Conoidasida; Eucoccidiorida; Eimeriidae.
AUGCGAAGCAGUACAGGGAAGCGACAAGUAGGAAACCACAAAAGAGAGAAGCAGCAGGCAAAUGGAAAAGAUGUUCAGACAACGACGACGGCAGCAACGCAGCAGCGCUUGAUCUGCUUUCAGAGGUUUGUUGUCCGCGUGCUUUGCAGAAGCAACAACAACAACCACGACAUCGCCAACAACACCCGCAUCAACACCAUCGACAACAGGAGAAACAACGACAAUAGCAGCCACAUCAGAAUCAUCCACAACAGAAACAGCAACAACCACGACAACAGAAGCAACAGCAACUACAACAACCACAAAAAGCACCACAAGAACAACCCUUCCGACGGUUGA